CAUAAUAUGACCGUUGUACUCAAGUCCUGAUUGCGUGGAGACGUAUUAAGCCAACGGGGCUUUCCCCAAAUGAAGCCAGAGGGUUGUACCUUAAGAACAUGAAGCUUCGUUGAGAUUUGGUGCCAUGCGUGUGAGUUGUAAAAACAAGAAAAUAAAGUAUAUAUGAAUCAGAAUAGCUUGAUCCUGCAAGCUUUCCCUGCUUUUUCCUACUCAUCAAUUGCUUGUCUCUUCUUCAAAAAGGUGCCGCCUUUCCUUUUCACUCUCUUUAUAAGUCUCGUUUCCCAUUCAUGAAUGCCGCAACCAGAAUCAACAGAUCAGAUCCAGGAAGAAGAGUAAGAAGAUGGCAGAUUGGGGUCCUGUGUUCGUAUCCGUGAUGCUGUUCAUCCUGCUGACGCCUGGGCUGCUCAUACAAAUACCCGGGAAAAGCAGGAUCGUAGAAUUCGGGAAUUUCCAGACCAGUGGCGUAUCCAUACUGGUCCAUGCCAUCCUUUAUUUUGCCCUUAUUUGCAUCUUCUUGCUGGCCGUUGGGAUCCACAUCCCAUCCCGGCACCGAAAGCUAUCAACUCGAUUCAUUUUUUCCUCGAACAAUAUGGCUGACUGGGGUCCCGUGGUGAUCGGCGUCCUCCUCUUCGUCAUCCUCCAGCCUGGCCUGCUCUUUGCCUUCCCCGGCACCAACAGACAGCUCGAGUUCGGUAGCAUGAAGACCAACGGCAAGGCCAUCUUCAUUCACACCCUCAUCUUCUUCGCUCUCUAUGCCCUCAUUCUCUUCGCCCUUCACGUUCACAUCUACUCCGGCUGAUCAGGUUUCCUCCGCCGUUACUGCUCGCACCCGCCGCAUCGCUGCCCCUAAUUCUCUCCUCUCCUUUUUUCCGGUUCUGUUUCACUGUGACUUUUCAAUUAAGUAUAUAAAUGAAGGCUAAGGUUCCUUUAUUGGAUUAUUGAUAA
Prosopis cineraria is the source of this 945-nucleotide messenger RNA. RefSeq lists its product as uncharacterized. NCBI's taxonomy places the organism in Eukaryota, Viridiplantae, Streptophyta, Magnoliopsida, Fabales, Fabaceae. The coding region runs from base 341 to 799 and encodes 152 amino acids. The transcript is spliced from 2 exons. The record is from RefSeq and is a predicted model, not a curated record.